AUGGAACUUUUGCCCGCCGCUCGCUUCGACUUGCAUCAACUCAAUGAGGCCAGCGUCGGCCUGGUUUCGGGCCCGAAAACUUUGGCCCGCGAAACCAUCCUCAAAUACACACCAAAUCAGGCCUAUCUGGUAUUGCAGGUGGGUUUUUCUGAAUAAUUUUUUUUUAAAUUUUUAAAAUUGAAAAAAAAAAUUUAGGAAUUGGACAAAUCGAUCGCCGGCAAGGAUAUUUUGGUGAAAAAUGAAGAUGCGCUCCACCUCAAAUUGAUCACCAUUGAGGUACGGUUUUUGCCCGCCAAAAAAACCUAUGACGUCAUCAAAAUCUCACAGUACACAGUGUUCUGUUUAUCCCCCAUCAAAUGACCCAUUUUUUCCCAGGAUCAAGUUUAUCACUCCUUAUUUUCCUUAUCAUCUAUAUCCUUAUGUAUAUAUCCUAUCUCCGGAAAGGGAAAACGCAACAAUUUGCGAAAAACCAUGGCGAUUUUUGAAAUCUGCACGGAAUUUUGAUGGGGGAUCAAUUUUUUUCGGAAAAAAUAAAAAAUUUCAGGGGGGUCCUUUAAGACAAGUUUUUCAAAAAUUAAUGAUUUUAGGUGUCUUUUGAGCCCAAAUUAUGUGCUUAUUUAAAAAAACUAGACUAUAGUUGUCAUUUUUUAAGUUUAGUAUGAGCAAUGAUUCAAAAACACUUGGGGUGGGAUCCUUUAAGACAAGUUUUUCAAAAAUAUAUCAUUUUGGGUGUCUUUCAAGCACAAAGGUUCAGAAAACUAGACUAUAGUUGUUAUUUUUGUAGUUUAACCUGAGAAAUGCCUCAAAAACACUCAAGGGGGUCCUUUAAGACAAGCGUUCCUAAAUUAUAUCAUUUUUGGUGUUUUGCGAGCCCAAAUUUUAUGCUGAGUUCGAAAAACUAGACUAUAGUUGUUAUUUUUAAAGUUUAUCAUGAGCAAUGCCUCAAAAACACUCAGGGGGUCAGGGCUGUGCGGAAUUUACUUGUCGGCAUUUCGCAACGCCGACUUUCAGUGCCGAAAAUUUUUUUCGGCUGGUCGGGAUGCCGACUUCUUGUGCCGAAAUUUUUUCUCGGAAUUUCGGGAUGCCGACUUUUUUGCCGAAAAAAAAAAUUCGGCAAUUCGGCACCCCGAUUUUGUUCAAAUUCGGCAUUUUGGCAGUGAUUCAGAAAUUUUGAAAACUAUAAAAAUGAUAGAAAAAUGAAUAAAAUUAUAUUUUAGUUUGAUUUUAGUCAUAACUCAAUAGAUAUGAAGCUAAAACAAGACAUUCUGCAGAAAAUAGAGGUAAAAACACAUUUUUUAUUUUACUGGAGAACAUUUUGGUUGUGAUUUCGGCACAUUUUGAAAUCGGUACAAAAUUCGGCUUCUAUCAAGUGCCGAAAAAGUUUUCGGUCGGUAAUGCCGACUUGAAAAACUGCCGAAAAUAUUUUCGGGCGGUAGUGCCGACUUCAAAAAUUGCCGAAAAAUCAGGAAAACUCGGCAUUUCGGCAAAUCGGCGUGCCGAUUCCGCCCAGCCCUGAGGGGGGUCCUUUAAGCCUGAAUAUGUCACGUUUGGUGUCUCCCAACUCCAAAUUUCACGCUGAAUCCAAAAAUCCGCCCAAAAAUCCUCAUUUUCCAGACCGAAAAGGAGAACCGUCGCCUCCUUCCGAUCGCCCAACAAUUCCAUUCAGUUCCAGCCGGCCGCCACGCUGAAAAUCACCUCUCCGAUUUGUUGGCCGCCCACUCGCUGGGACGCUACAAUUUGGAGCUCAAGAAAAAUGUGACCAUCGAUUCGUAUCAGGUAACAUCAUUGCUCAUUUUACAGCAAAAAAAAUGUAUUGCUCAUAUUAUUAUUUUUAGUUGACCGAUUCGUGGCGAGACGACGCUGGAUUCAUCGUCACUGAUCGUUUGAUCUUUGCCGACAACACUUAUGAUGCUCAAAAAUUGGUGGCAGCUUUGACACCGUCUUCUGGUGAGAUUUUCGGGGGCAUUGCUCAUAUUAAACUGCAAUUUUUGGAAUGAGCUUGAAAUUUUGAGCUAAAUGAUAUAACUUUUGAGGAGAUUUCUCAUGUUAGCCUGGAAAUUUCGGAUUUUCGGGAUUUUUUGAGGGAGAUUGCUCAUGUUAAACUGGAAAUUUUGGAUUUUUCAAGGUUUCUGAGAGAUUGCUCAUGUUAAUCUGCAAUUUUUGAAACUAGCUUGAAAUUUUGAGCAAUAUUAUAUUACUUUUGAGAAGAUUGCUCAUGUUAAACUGAAAAUUUUGGAUUUUUCGAGUUUUUUUGAGGAAUUGCUCAUGCUAAACAUUAUGAAACAUUGCUCAUAGUUGAAAAAAUAAUAAUUUUCCUAGAAGUUUGAAGCAUUGCUCAUAAUAGUCUCAAAAUUCACUGAAAAUCCAAAUCCUGCGACAUUGCUCAUAUCAAACAUUUCACAGCAUUGCUCAUAUUAAUCUUUUAUAUUCAAACAUUGCUCAUACUAGUCUCCAAAUCUCGCCAUUGCUCAUAUUAACCUAAUUUUUUCCCUCAGAAAAAAUCGUGGCCUACACCGCCAGCGAUUUCGACGCCGUCGCCGACUUCGACAACACUGUAUGCGGCUUCUCACGCGACUCCUACUUGCAACUUUUGCUCAAAAAUUCGCAAGUCUUGCUCGCCAAAAGUGGAGCUGUCGAUGGCUAUAUCGCUGGAAACGGCGAGCAGGUAGGCGCGGUGGCCUAGAAACCCAAAAAUCAAAAAUAGCUCUUCCAGAUUCACGCAAUCUACGCCGAAACCAUGGAAUUGGCCCACUCACUCGUCAAAGCCUACAUCCAAAAAUUGGGCCUAAAAACAGUCCGAUUCUUCACAGCCCAAGGAGUUUGGCCGGAAAAUGUGACACCAUUGAAAUCCAGACAAGUUUAUAGAAGACACACACGCGCUGUUCCAUCAUUAUUGAAAUUUUCCAAGGUAAAAACUUCAAAAAAACAACUUUAAGCUUCUGAAAUAUUCAAUUUUUUGCAGAUCUACGCAUUGAAUAUGGGUGUUCACAUCGUCUAG
Messenger RNA from Caenorhabditis angaria, 2998 nucleotides. The record is from the annotation of a GenBank genome assembly. NCBI's taxonomy places the organism in Eukaryota, Metazoa, Nematoda, Chromadorea, Rhabditida, Rhabditidae.